AUGAGGAAUGAAACAAUUUUCCAAUAUCUACCUCCAGGUCCGAAAGAGGCGAUCCACAGAGCUCAACUUAACUGGGGAGAACAAUCCCUUAUCCACUCCAAGAAACAGAGUAACAUCCGUACUCCAGUACAGCAGGACCGGUAUCUAGCUCAGCAAUGGCAUCUGCCGCCACUGAGUUUGAUAAAAUUCACCUUUAAGCUUAGCUCCAAACUUGCUUCAAUUGGUGUCAUUGGCAGAGAUUCUAACGACGUGCUAAGAGAGGGAAUAUCCAAACUUGUUCCUGUGGUAUCAGCCAUCUAUUCAGAGGUCGCCGCUGUUCGAGGAGCCUGUUUGGUGGUCGUUACUCUCCAAUGCUUCCAUACUACAAUAGAGAGUGAUUAUCAAAGUCUCAUUUUACUCUGUACAAGAGAGGAUGGUCCGCCAUGGGAAAUUGCAAACUUUGUUGAAGACAUCAUAGCAAUAGCUUGA
This is a messenger RNA of Ilex paraguariensis (yerba mate), 468 nucleotides long. NCBI's taxonomy places the organism in Eukaryota, Viridiplantae, Streptophyta, Magnoliopsida, Aquifoliales, Aquifoliaceae. The record is from the annotation of a GenBank genome assembly.